Anastrepha ludens (Mexican fruit fly) is the source of this 824-nucleotide messenger RNA. Its product is annotated as ejaculatory bulb-specific protein 3. The transcript is spliced from 3 exons. NCBI's taxonomy places the organism in Eukaryota, Metazoa, Arthropoda, Insecta, Diptera, Tephritidae. The record is from RefSeq and is a predicted model, not a curated record. The coding region runs from base 199 to 561 and encodes 120 amino acids.
AAAAGUGAGUGAAAAGCUGUCGUAACCAGUUAAAUCGUUUGUGCACAACAAAAUUUUAAGAGAUUCAAGUUAAUUUUUGUAUUUAUUUAAAGUUUUCUGCUCUGCAAAAGUGAAGUAAAGUGGUAGUGUCAAUAAGUAGAAUAAAGCAUCAUUCGACGCGAUCUUUUUUAGUCAGAGUUUUACGCCUUUCAAGACAACAUGAAGGCAAUCUUAGUAUUAUUGGCAAUCAUCGCCGUUCAACUGGUAUCAGCGCAAAAGCAGUACACAAAUAAAUUUGAUAACGUGGACGUGGACGGAGUUUUGUCAAAUAAUCGUAUUCUAACCAACUACAUAAAAUGCCUUAUGGAUAAAGGACCGUGCACUCCUGAGGGACGUGAACUAAAAAAACUGUUACCUGAUGCCUUGCAGAGUGAGUGCUCGAAAUGCACCGAAACUCAAAGGAAAAAUUCUCAAAAAGUUAUUAACUUUCUUCGAGCAAAUCGACCCGGAGAAUGGAAAUUACUACUGGACAAAUAUGAUUCGAAAGGAGUUUAUAGAUCUAAAUAUGAAAAACAAGGUUAAACUUCAUUUUCAUGAAUUUUCAGCUGGUUUAAGUUUAAAUAAUAAUUUUUAAAUAUAAAUACCUACAUAUAUGUUUAUGUUCAACGAAAAAUUCAAAUUGAAAAUAAUAUCAGCAAAUAAAUAGUACCCUAAUAUACAAGUAUUAAUUAGUCGGGUUACUGAACUCAUGCGUUGCUUUUAACCUGUUUUUAUCAUUCAGCGCCUAUUAUGAUUGGCCAACGGACAUUUGGGUAAAAAAAUAUACACGCAUAUGUACAUACAUG